AACACGACCAUGUGAUACGGUCGCGUUUUCCUCGCUACCAGUAUAAAAAAAAAACAUUAAAAAAACUCAGCUCAUUCACUGUCAUAUGUAAAAUGAUGAAAGGAAAUGGGUAAAAGACUGAAUAUUAACCAGUCCAUCUUGUUGACAGAUUUAUACUGCUGUAGUGGGUUACGACUCGCAAUCUUAUAAUAAUUUUAUGCAUAUGAGUAGAUCAAAUAAAAAUAUUCAGGGGUCCCUGUGAAACUACCAUGCACCAUCUUGUAUUGUAAAAAGUAAUUGUCAAAAAUAUUAACACUGUCACGGGACCUGAGAUUAAAGUAAAUUAAAAUAAUUAUCAAUGUAGAUAAGGUAGACUGUUAACAAUGUAGAUAACGUAGACUGUUAAUACAAUUUAAAUCUGUAGGUUUGGGAAAACGUAUCUUGUUUGGUUUCGGGAGAUGUAGUUUUCUUACCAUCAUCAUUAUUGUUCCUGAGCAAACGUUUUCAUGUGAAGAAAACUCCAUUACCCAGCAUUCCCUGCGGGACUUACGUAGACUGAAGGGGACGAAGCUCACGAGGACGGGAGUGCUGAGUCGAACAUCCUCUCAGGCUUCACCGCCGACAGGAAUUACAUGCUGCUUUUCUGCUCAACUGGGGAAAAAAACAUUUCUCUUCGACUUGAGGUUGUUCUAACCACUCGGAAGAAGUGACCCUAACACCGGGCUGCUAGCGAACAUUCACGCAGGGACGAAUACUUGCGUAGCUGCAAUCUCAUUAAGGUAAAACCUAGCGAGCCACGAUGGACCUGAGAGACACUGCCCCGGAUUCGUGGGAGCAGGAGGACGACGAGGCCCCGGCGGGGGCACAGCUGGAGUCCGCCUUCACCAACCUCAACGUCAACGCCAAACCGUUUGUGCCCAACGUCCACGCGGUGGAGUUCGUCCCGACGUUAGCGGCGCGGGCAGAGCCGGGGCAGCCGGAACCUGCCGUUGCCAGUGAAAAAAAUUCAACCAUGGAUGCAUCAGAAAGCACAGUUCCCGUUGAGAAUGGUGACAUGGAGAUGGCAACAGAAGAGCCGUGGGAUCAAAAGGGUACAGAACCAAGUGAGGAGGAGCCGGGAGGCCAGGACCCCGGGCCGGGGGAGUCCACUACCACGGAAGAGACGGGUCAAGAGAUGACGGAGGAGGAUGAAGAAAUGCUAGUGCCAAAAGUUCCAUCUGUACAACCAGAUGCCCCUAAGAAAGAACACAUUAAUGUUGUGUUCAUAGGACAUGUAGAUGCUGGAAAGUCCACCAUUGGGGGACAAAUUAUGUAUCUUACAGGCAUGGUAGACAAAAGGACCUUAGAAAAAUACGAGAGGGAAGCAAAGGAAAAGAAUCGAGAAACCUGGUAUUUGUCUUGGGCUUUGGACACUAAUCAAGAGGAAAGGGACAAAGGAAAGACUGUGGAGGUGGGCCGAGCAUACUUUGAGACAGACAAAAAGCACUUUACUAUCCUAGAUGCUCCAGGCCACAAAAGCUUUGUGCCAAACAUGAUUGGAGGUGCAUCACAAGCAGACUUGGCUGUUCUGGUUAUCUCUGCCAGGAAAGGCGAGUUUGAAACUGGUUUUGAGAAAGGUGGACAGACGCGGGAGCAUGCCAUGUUGGCUAAAACAGCUGGUGUCAAGCAUCUGAUUGUUCUGGUGAAUAAAAUGGAUGAUCCCACAGUCAACUGGAGCCUGGAGAGAUACGAGGAGUGUAAAGAAAAACUCGUACCAUUUUUGAAGAAAGUUGGCUUCAACCCGAAGAAGGACAUUCACUUCAUGCCGUGCUCUGGGCUGACGGGAGCCAAUCUGAAGGAGCCCACCGACAUGUGCCCCUGGUACACAGGUCUACCAUUCAUUCCACACCUGGACAGUUUGCCAAAUUUUAACAGAUCAAGUGAUGGACCUGUAAGAUUGCCCAUCGUAGACAAAUACAAGGACAUGGGGACUGUGAUCCUGGGCAAGCUGGAGUCGGGUUCUAUCUGUAAAGCCCAACAGUUAGUCAUGAUGCCAAACCGGCAUACGGUGGAGGUGUUGAGUCUCUUGUCAGAUGAUGUGGAGACGGAUGAUGCUGGGCCUGGCGAAAACCUCAAACUGCGACUGAAGGGUAUUGAGGAGGAGGAGAUAUUGCCGGGAUUUAUUCUGUGCAAUGCUGAGAAUCUGUGUCAUUCAGGACGCACCUUUGAUGCUCAGAUUGUCAUCAUUGAACACAAAUCGAUCAUAUGUCCAGGUUAUAACGCAGUCCUUCACAUUCACACCUGCAUCGAAGAAGUGCAAAUUACGGCCUUAAUCUGCACGGUAGAUAAGAAGACGGGAGACAAGAGUAAGACAAGACCUCGGUUUGUCAAACAGGACCAGGUCUGCAUUGCACGUUUGCGCACAGCAGGGACCAUUUGCCUUGAGACCUUUAAAGAGUUUCCUCAAAUGGGACGGUUUACCUUACGGGAUGAAGGAAAGACCAUUGCUAUUGGCAAGGUGCUGAAGUUGGUUGCUGAGCGGGACUGAAGACCCAGACCCGAGAGACUUGGCGAGGAGGUGGGAGAAGCUCAGUCAUAACUGCCCCAUUCUCACCAGGGUGACGGCGCCUCCCUGUCACAGCUCCCCACAGCUGUGGCCAAGAUUUAGAAGAGACGGCUCGUGAUAAAGAAACCUGUUUUUAAAGGAAAGACAACGAUGAUGUCCACAGGAGUCAGCUUUCUCAUAUUGAGAGCUCUGUUAUGCCAUUCUGGGUUAACCCACCCUUUAUCUCUCCAUUCCUCCUCUCGCCUUCUCCUUAUCUUAUAUUUUCCUUCAGGUUUUUACUUUUUUUUUUUUUUUUUUUUUUUUUUCCCCCUUGCUCGCAAAAUAACGCUGACAGAGGGCAGAAAACUUAAUAACUGUUAACACAGGUGGACCAGAAUUUAGCUUGAAGAUUUUCAAAUUCAAGUUGCAAAUGAAAUUGCUUGAAAGAACUUAACCAGUAGAAACCAAAUGUUUAACUUGGGUGUACAUGUUUCCCUUUGCUUUUACUCAUUUUUUUCCUUUCUUUUUCUUUUUGUAAUUUUUUCAUAUGGCGUUCUAGCUGUGUGCUUGAGCGUGCAUAAAUGUUAUUAAAGGAAAAAUACGAGAAUAAACUUCUGAAUUGGGAAAAGCAAA
Cololabis saira (Pacific saury) is the source of this 3136-nucleotide messenger RNA. RefSeq names its product G1 to S phase transition 1, like (gene gspt1l). The record is from RefSeq and is a predicted model, not a curated record. Bases 779 to 2506 code for a protein of 575 amino acids. Lineage: Eukaryota; Metazoa; Chordata; Actinopteri; Beloniformes; Belonidae. Gene Ontology annotation, biological process: translation. The transcript has 14 exons. Gene Ontology annotation, cellular component: translation release factor complex. Gene Ontology annotation, molecular function: GTP binding; GTPase activity; translation release factor activity.